This is a messenger RNA of Triticum dicoccoides, 1036 nucleotides long. RefSeq names its product peroxygenase-like. Gene Ontology annotation, molecular function: calcium ion binding; monooxygenase activity. Lineage: Eukaryota; Viridiplantae; Streptophyta; Magnoliopsida; Poales; Poaceae. The transcript is spliced from 6 exons. The record is from RefSeq and is a predicted model, not a curated record. Bases 1 to 729 code for a protein of 242 amino acids.
AUGGCGGACGAGGCUAAGGUGCCCACUGACGCGAUGUCAUCCGUGGCGAAGGCGGCGCCGGUGACGGCCGACCGGCCGGUCCGGGCAGACCUGGAGACGCUCGUUCCCAAGCCCUAUCUGGCACGAGCUCUGAUUGCGCCCGACGUGAACCAUCCGGAAGGAACCAAGGAGGGGCCGCACGAGCACCGGCAGAGGAGCGUGCUGCAGCAGCAUGUGGCCUUCUUCGACCUCGACGGCGACGGCGUCGUCUAUCCCUGGGAGACUUACGGAGGACUAAGGGCGUUGGGCUUCAACGUGGUCGCGUCCUUCAUCAUGGCAGUCGUCAUAAACGUUGGCCUAAGCUUUCCGACUCUGCCUGGCUGGAUACCAUCUCCCCUGUUCCCAGUCUACAUCAGCAACAUCCACAGGGCUAAGCAUGGCAGCGACACCUCAACGUACGACACGGAAGGAAGGUUCAUGCCGGUGAAUUUCGACAACAUAUUCAGCAAGAACGCGCGCACGGUGCCGGACAAGCUCACCUUCGGUGAGAUCUGGAGGAUGACCGAAGGCCAGCGGCUGGCGUUCGACUUACCUGGACGGAUGGCGAGUAAGCUGGAGUGGAUACUGUUGUACGUGCUCGCCAAAGGCGACGACGGGCUCCUUUCAAGGGAGGCAGUUCGUGGCUGCUUCGAUGGAAGCCUGUUCGAGUCCAUUGCCCAGAAAAGGAAGGAAGCAAACCAGAACAAGUAAAACUUGGGGAUGUGCGUACGUACUUUCUGUAUGCCUUAUAGAAAUAAAAAAAAGUAUAUUUUUGUUCCCUCGAGUUCCUCAAAAAUAUAAGCUUGGUCUUUUAAGAAUUUUUGGUAGACAUUUCAUCCUUCAUGUCUCAAAACCGGAUAAGUUUGGUCCAAAACCAAAUUUUGACCACGUUGACGGGUUUGACUGGGUUGACCAAAAACAUACUUUUCUCUAGAAAAAAUCUUGAGGGACCAAGUAUAUACUUUUGGUGAACUUAAGGGACCAAAAACAUACUUUUCGCUAGAAAUAAAUAAUCACA